UGUGGUCUUCAUUAAAAUCUUGAAAAAUAUCCGAUGUUUUACCAAGCCUUAAGCUUGUUGCUUUUGGCAGUUAUUGCCAGCCACACAGUUCUCAGCGCACCGGCAGAUAAUCCAAAUGCGGCAUGUAAUCUAGUAGAAGAACCUAUAGACGAAAGGUAUCCUCUAACAAAUCCUGUUAAUGAGGCCGACGGUACUAUAAAGUACCGCAUGGCUAUUAUCAGUGAUCUAGAUGCAGAUUCGAAGAGUUCCAAGGAAGAACUCACGUGGAUAAGUUACCUAAAAAAAGGGUAUCUGAAAUACAAUCCUAAAAGUCAAAACGUUAGUAUCACGUGGGACAAUGGUGACGGCGAAAAAUACAAAUCGAACAUGGCCAUAAAAGACCGAGGAAUGGAGUUGUCCGAGUUAGUAACGUACAACGGUAAACUGUUGACCAUCGACGACAAAACAGGCAUAAUCUAUGAAGUUUUGAACGAAAACUCGUUGAUUCCUUGGGUGGUGGUCACCGAAGGCGACGGACGUAAUACAAAAACUUUUAAAAACGAAUGGGCAACAGUGAAAGGAAAAAAUCUCUACGUGGGAACACACGGUAAAGAGUUGGUGAGCAAGGAUGGGUUGAAAGUCACAAGUCAGGCUAACAUGUGGAUAAAGGUCAUCACCGUCGACGGAGGUGUUAAGCACGUAAAUUGGACACAAAACUUCAUUAAGCUGCGCGCAGCCUUUGGAAUUCACUUCCCGGGAUACAUGACUCACGAAUCGUGUGUGUGGAGUAAUGUACACGGCCGAUUUUUCUUUUUACCUAGAAAAGCGUCCACAGACAAAUACGAUUUCAGUGCAGAUGAAAGAAAAGCCACCAACGUCUUGCUAUCCGCCUCGCCAAACUUCAGCGACAUUAAGGUUGUACGAGUCGGUGAAAUAGUGCCCACUCACGGUUACGCCAGUUUUAAGUUCAUCCCGAAUACAAAUGAUUCUGUAAUUGUUGCGAUUAAAACUGAAGAAGUAGGAGAGACUACGGGAACAUUUAUAACGGUGUUUACGAUCGACGGAAAAAUUCUUUAUCCAGAAACCAAAGUGUCUGGUCUCAAAUUUGAAGGUUUUGAGUUUAUAUAAAAUAAAAAGUUUUAGUUGUUAUAUUAACGCAAAACAAAUUAUUAAACUAUUAUAUUAUAAAGUACAAUGUGAGACCUUAAAAAUAAACAUUUAUAACAAAAAACA
Adelges cooleyi (spruce gall adelgid) is the source of this 1212-nucleotide messenger RNA. RefSeq names its product soluble calcium-activated nucleotidase 1-like. Gene Ontology annotation, molecular function: calcium ion binding; GDP phosphatase activity; UDP phosphatase activity. The coding region runs from base 34 to 1107 and encodes 357 amino acids. Gene Ontology annotation, biological process: proteoglycan biosynthetic process. The transcript is spliced from 4 exons. NCBI's taxonomy places the organism in Eukaryota, Metazoa, Arthropoda, Insecta, Hemiptera, Adelgidae. The record is from RefSeq and is a predicted model, not a curated record.